This is a messenger RNA of Empidonax traillii (willow flycatcher), 1259 nucleotides long. It is a transcript of the gene DUT, whose product is annotated as deoxyuridine triphosphatase. The record is from RefSeq and is a predicted model, not a curated record. Gene Ontology annotation, molecular function: magnesium ion binding; dUTP diphosphatase activity. NCBI's taxonomy places the organism in Eukaryota, Metazoa, Chordata, Aves, Passeriformes, Tyrannidae. Gene Ontology annotation, biological process: dUTP catabolic process; dUMP biosynthetic process. The transcript has 7 exons. The coding region runs from base 84 to 584 and encodes 166 amino acids.
CGGCCCGCCCAGCGGCACCGCCAGCGCCGCUGCCGCCCCACGCCGCGGGCCGGGCCGCCGCCAGAGGGGCUGCGCUGGCAGCCAUGCCCGCCUCCGAGGCCGUGCUGCAGCCGUCCCCCAGCAAGAGGCAGAAGGGCUCGGGGCCCGGCGAGCACAGCACACGGCUCCGCUUCACCAAGCUGUCCGAGAAUGCCUUCACCCCCUCCAGGGGCUCCGCGCGGGCUGCGGGCUACGAUCUGUACAGUGCCUAUGAUUGUGUGAUACCACCCAUGGAAAAGGCUGUAGUGAAAACAGACAUUCAAAUAGCACUUCCUCCUGGGUGCUAUGGCCGAGUAGCACCACGUUCUGGUUUAGCUGCAAAGCACUUCAUAGAUGUUGGUGCCGGUGUUAUUGAUGAGGAUUACAGGGGAAAUGUUGGUGUAGUGCUCUUCAACUUUGGCAAGGAGACUUUUGAAGUUAAAAAAGGGGAUAGAAUUGCCCAGCUCAUCUGUGAACGCAUUUAUUAUCCUGAGCUAGAAGAAGUCGAAGCUCUGAAUGAUACGGAUCGUGGUGAAGGUGGCUUUGGUUCUACCGGGAAGAACUGAGAAUGACUUGAAUACGCUGUAUAUGUUUUGGUUUUUUUUGUUACACUGUUUCUAAAUUUUCAUUUGAAUUAGAAGUGGGAUUUUAGGACUGCAUAAAAACAUUUCUAGUUUUAUUGCAGCUUUUCUGUAUCCUCCUGUCUAUUUUUACAGGCAGUGAAUUUGCAUAAUGGGGAGAUAUGCAUGACUGGUUUCACUGAUCCAGUUGAUGUUUAGUCCUCAACAGUAUGUUGUUUAUGUUUUGAUUAUACUCUAAUAAAUUAAGAAAUUACUUCAUGAUUUGAUUUUACUCACCUAAAGUAAAAGGGCCAAUUUUGCCAGUUUGCGUUAAUGUUCUGAAAUCCAUCUUCCACGUGGCUCAGGAUUUCAUACUGAGCCUAUUUCAUACAUUUCGAUAUCACCUCCCACUCUGACCCCUGAAAAAGGCAAAGAUACUACUAUUGCAUCUUCUAUAACCUGUCCAAAUACUCGUGUUUCUGUUCAAAGCUGAAAUUAUGACUUUGAUCCUUAGCUGAUCUUCAAGCAGCCAAUUUUUCCACUGUUAUAUUAAGAGCAAACAAUACAGUUUUUGAGCUAAAUAACAACUUGUCUGGAAAUAACUUCUAUAGAGUACGUGCUAUGAAAUAUGCUGUUGAAAUAUUUGUUGACAAAUCUAUGAAUAUGUUACUGUAUGAAUUA